UUAAAUUAUAUUUAUAUUUAGCAGAAAAAAAAUCCGAAAUAAUGGCUGAAGCAGUCACAGGUGCUGAAGAACCAAAAGAAGAAGUUGAGGAUGAAAGAACUAAAUUCCUUAGAAUCAAUAAGAAUAUUUUGAAAUGGAAAGCACCAAAAAAUGAAUUUGAACCCGUGGAAUAUUUUGAUACAGCCAAGGCAUGGGAUGCUUUACUUUCAAUGCCCAGUUGUCAGGAAAUUAUGAUACAAGAGGCCAAUCAGAGACGUCUACACAUGGUUGUGGGUGAACAUGUCACACAGGAAUUUCCAUGGAAAGAAAUUCCCUAUAGAAAUUUGCGCGAUUAUCUGUUCGAUGAUUUGCCCAAUGGUCAGAUGUAUUACAAUGCCUUUCAAAAUUAUGAUGUUGAUGGUCAUGUGUUGAUAGGCUAUGUACCGCUAUUGACACAGGAUUCCGAUGAUCCACCACCGGGUGAUCCAUUUGUCAUGUACAUUGACCCGGCAGAUGCUAAAUUGGCUUUGUCGAUAAUACGUAACAUGGAAACCUAUGAACGCCUGAUGAUUAGCAAACGUUUACAGAAAGUUCCCAGGGCCUGGGUAUCACUGGGUAGCGAAGAUGAAGUCAAUCUCACCAUUUCGCAGCGUUAUCAUGAAUCGGUCGAUGUGGAAAUACAAAGUGUAUACCCUUUGAAUAUACCUGCGGAAAAGAAAUUUUCGUUUCGUAUGAGUGGUGAUGUUCGCGAUGGAUAUGUCGAACUAAUACCAUCGGAUAGUGCACGCUUUGAUAAUGUUGCUCGUCGCCGUAUCACGGUGGGCAUACAGUCCGCUAUGCCCCGCAUAGAUAUUGAACAACAAACCGAUCCGACAUUUCCCACAAAUGCAUGGGCACAAUAUUUGUAUGAGAUUAAUGAGGAUGAGGAUUGCCUGGACCCAUUAACCGAGGAAGAGGAUGACAAGAGUAAACCUGCCAGCAGAGCUGUGACACCGGAACCUCCCAAACCGCCAAAACCACCACCAGAAGUAUCCGAUAGAAUUCAGUUUCUUUUAAAAACCUUGGAAUUCAAUCAAAUCGAUAUGUAUAGAAAUGAUUAUCCAUUGAUUUCCAACACCUGUAUCAUGCAUCACACCACACCGAGUCUAGAGGAGACUCUAUGCUUUGCCAAUAUCUCGAAAAGUCAAAAACGAUAUGUUUGCGGCUAUGAUUGGUAUCCGACAAUAGCUGGUCUGAUAGUGACUUCGUACACAUUCAGUACAGCGGCUACAGUGGAAUCGGUCGGUGCAAAAAUUGAUACCAUACAACGUACGGUGCUACAGCCCAAUCCCAUACUGUUGUGGAGUUUCGAUGACAAUCUAAACUAUAAGUUAGAAUUCGAAUCUCCGCUGGAAAUAACCGCCCUCUCUUUUUGCCCCUACGAUGCUAAUAUUCUAAUUGGUGGUGCCAGCAAUGGCCAAGUUAUACUAUGGGAUCUACAAAAUCGUGCCGAACGUUUAGAUUACACCGAAAUGUUGUCCUCCUCACAAGUUCGUUAUCGUGUUCUCAUUAAUGAAUUCCUCAAAUGGACCAUACAAAUCAAUGAAGAUAUGAUAAUAUUUCCAGCUACACUAUCUGGUGUCGAUAAGUCACAAAAAGCCCAGAUAACUGUUAUACAAUGGUUGGGUAGACGGUGUUCGGUGAAUACCUUUGGAAAACUCAGCAUGGAAACAAGUUCCAAAACUAAUCAUCGGUUUUUCUUGACAUGUUCGCUGGAUGGUACUGUGGCUUUUUGGAAUUUAGACUCACAGUUGGGUAAAAAAGUAAGUUCUUCGGUGCGCAGAGAUUUACCCAAAGCUCUGGGUCAAAGUGAGUCCAGUUAUAAGGGCAAGGUAUUGGUACCGGUAUUCAUAGUGGCCUUUAAUGAACCAUUGACUGCAUUUGUGGCUGAUACACCCAGUUUUAAAUGUUCUCGCAAGGAUGUGCCCAGGGGGGACAAUAAUACCCUUUACAAUUAUCAUGUGGAACUAUUGUCCAAAGAUCCAACCGAAGUUCGCCAAUCUUUUAUAGUUUCCUCAUUUUAUGGGCGCAUCGAACGCAUUUCAUGGUUGGGAAUGUAUGCUGACACCGAAGGCAGGGAGGUUGUUAGUACAUCGGAACAUUUCGCCCGGGUGCAUGAUGGCCCGGUUAUUUCCAUGAAAAGGAAUCCAUUCUUUCCUUGGCUGUUUGUUUCCAUUGGUCGCAAUGUGUUUGCCGUUUGGAAGGAAGACUACAACUAUUCGCCGAUAUUUUGGCGUAGAUGUCAAAAUGAUUUGACAGCUGUUACAUGGAGUGAAUCACGGCCGUCGGUGCUAUUUUUAACCCGCAUCGAUGGUAGCCUAGAGGCAUGGGAUAUUUUGGCCCGAGAUGAUGACGCGUGUCUGAAUGAUGUCCUGGGAGGUGGUAUUGUAACGCAAAUCUGCGAACACAGACCCGAGGAACCUGACAAACUGCUGGGCAUCGGAGAUUACAAUAGUAGCUUGCGUAUGGUGAAAUUGCCUCGAAGUUUUUAUCAUUUCACUGCUCAGGAAUUGGAGGAUAUGAAAUCGUAUAUCCUCGGUGAGGAGUCCCGUAAGAAGGCCAUACAAGUGUGGGAACAACAGUAUUAUGAACGUAAUAAAGAAGUUAUUGAAGCAAAACGUCAAGCUGAACGAGAUGCUCACAAAGAAAUGGAGCGCCAAGAAAAAGAAAAAGUCCUGCAGGCUGUGAGGAAGGCCAAGGAGGAGGAAGAAGCUAAACGAAAUGCAGCACCUCCGGCCCAUUUGACGUACACGGAACGCAUGCGACAACAAUGGUAUGAAUUGAAUCUGAAACGCUUAAUGAAUAUUCUUAUGACCCGCAAGCGUGUCAACGAAAAACAAUUGCAACAGGAAACAGUUUUGGAAAAAGAACGUUUGGCUUAUGAGGCUGCGAAAAAAGAAUCGUUAGCAGAAGUUUUGGCACGCAUCGACGAUGAAAUUGCUGCGGUGCGUUUGCGUAUAUUUCCCCAAGAAAUUCCCGAUUUACAACGCAGCGACAUGAUCCAGACAUCGGUGGAUGCCGUUCUACAGCAAGUCGAAUCUUAUGAAGACAAUGAAAUGGAAAUCAAUAGAAUAUUAGAUGAUCUAGAGGAAUUCCAGCAAAUGGAUUAUGCCGAUUUUUUGCAUCGUGGCGAAGAACGCCGGAAAAAUAUUAAUAAAUCUUUGGGUGGUAAUACGCAACGCUUCUACUGGUAUGAGAUGUUGCGCCACGAAGACCUAUUGGGUGAAUGUAAUUGGGGUUUCGAAAUGUAUGCUGAUCUUUUGCAAACUAUGGAUAUCGGUUCGAGGCCACCUUCAGAUAUUGAUUUGAUGAUGACUAAAGUGGUGGCUCCCGCAGAGGAAAUAGAGGCAGAGGCCGAUAUUGAGGAGGAGGAUUAAAAGUAAUUUUUAUUUAGUAACUUGAUAUAGCUUUUUUUAUUUAUUUAAUAAAUAUGUUUUAUAUCUAUUAAUUAAAAAUUAUUUGUUUGAAAACUGCAAUUUUUAUCAGAAUGGUCGUAAGGCAAAUAAAUUUAACAAUAUUUGGCCUGAUCCAGAAAUUCAGGAACUUAAAAGUUUUUA
This is a messenger RNA of Musca domestica (house fly), 3575 nucleotides long. It is a transcript of the gene mmm, whose product is annotated as dynein axonemal intermediate chain 3. The transcript is spliced from 9 exons. Lineage: Eukaryota; Metazoa; Arthropoda; Insecta; Diptera; Muscidae. Gene Ontology annotation, cellular component: inner dynein arm. Gene Ontology annotation, molecular function: dynein heavy chain binding; dynein light chain binding. The record is from RefSeq and is a predicted model, not a curated record. The coding region runs from base 42 to 3395 and encodes 1117 amino acids. Gene Ontology annotation, biological process: inner dynein arm assembly; cilium movement involved in cell motility.